AUGCCACCUGCUAACAACAAUAAUAUGAGCGAAAUCUCUGAAGAAUUCAUGGAAAUAACAUUAGAACGCGUCAAUGCAUCAUACUAUGAUAUGCCGAUGCAGCGCAAUGAAUUGCUUCUCAAAGAGAAAACUUACCGUCAACAAUAUGCAAAUUUAUACUUUCUCAGGCUAACUAUAUUGGGACCUAUAGUGCUGGAGGCAGCACAAAAAAAAUGGGAUACAACAGAGAUGGAUCAACAAGGUGUGGAAAAUGUGCAGAUUAAAACUAGACAUACAAAAAAAGUGCUGGAAACGAAACCGGGGGUUGUUUGCUACAUACUUGGGACUUUAUAUGUUUCGAUGCCUUAUAAGCCGAAUAUACUCGAUGAGGUCACAAAGGAACACUGGGCAGAAGAACUUCCACCACGUGAAAAAUAUUGUAGCGAAAACGAUGAAUAUAUGUUAGAAGAUGAAUCCGGACGGAUAAAGUUAAUAGGCGAUAUUCUCAAAACAGAGAAUUUAGUAACUGGGAUAGUGUUGGCUGUGUUAGGUUUUGAGAACAAAGCUGGUGAAUUCGAAGUUAUGGAUAUUUGUUAUGCUGGCAUUCCGCCUCAAAAAAAAUCCAAUCAAAUGGAAACAGAUGAUAACGAUGAGCAAGAUACCGACAAAUAUGUUGCACUUGUCUCAGGUCUAAAUAUUGGAAGUGAUGAUGGUCAAAAUUCGAUGGAGAGAGAGUUAUUUAUAGAUUAUAUAACGGGCAUGGUGGGAAGUACACAGGAACAAAUUACAAGCUCGAAAAUUGUUCAUGUCAUUUUAGCCGGGAAUAAUGUGGUAGAAACCAAAUUGACCGAGGAUGAUUCAAAAUAUAAGAAACAUGGACACGAAGGGACCGAUUAUGACAUGGGAACUGUCGCUGAAUUUGAUAAUAUCCUAGAAACGCUUUGCUCAACGGUGUCAGUUGAUGUAAUGCCUGGCUCUCAUGAUCCCGCAAAUGCAACAUUACCACAGCAGCCUAUUCAUUUUAAUCUUUUUCCUAAAGCUUCACGGUAUUCCUCUUUUUCUAGUGUCACGAAUCCUUAUUGGUGUCAGAUAGACGAUGUUAUGUUCUUGGGUAAUUCUGGCCAAACUAUUGACGAUAUUUAUAAAAAUCUUCAUGGUGAUAAUCGGCUUGAAUUUGCGGAAAAAACCUUGUAUUGGCGGCACAUAGCACCAACAGCACCCGAUACACUAUGGUGUUAUCCAUUCAUAAGUCAUGAUCCAUUUAUCCUAACUCAAACGCCUCAUAUUUAUUAUUUCGGGAAUCAAAAAGAAUUCGCCACUAGCACUGUUGAUGGUCCUGAUGGACAAUAUACAAGAAUUAUAUUGAUUCCGUCAUUUGCAGAAACGGGCGUGGUAGUACCAGUUUUGCAACUUUCGGACUCACCACGCAGUGCUGCAGCCGUAGUGUCGACACCACUUCUGAUGACUUCAACAGAUCUUUCAGAAGAACAAGAACGUUUUUACAAUGCAGUUCGCGAGAUUAUUAUUAUGCUCUUACUGUUCCUGCCACUCUACUCAGUUUCGUAUAAUGUAAUACAAAGAUUCCGCCGGAAACAGCGACAAAAUCAAGCUCAACAGGAGGUGGAAGACGAGGAAGAGGAUGUGUUUGGAAUAGACGAGUUAAUAAUGGGAUUUUUGUGUGCUGCUGGCUUAGCGAUGGCCUUGGCAGGAUUUUUCUUGUUACCAGGUACAAUGGCAGCUACAGCAUUGAUUGAAUUGCAAUCAUCAGAAAAAGGGGAUGAUAAUAAUAAGCAGCAUUAUUAUUAUUAUUUGGGUUGGUUAGAUACCAAUCUUUUGGUGACUCUUUGGAAUUACACAUUUAUCGGAUGUAACAUCUCAUUGUUUGGUUUACUUCCGUUUGCGUACUUCUAUAAUGAAACGGAUCAAUUAAGAAAUUUUUUCGCCAAAGCGAGAGAAUCCUUGACGCUUAUGCUAUUGGUUGGACUAUUAAUUUAUGGUUUUAUAUAUGUCUCGAAAGCCAUUCUAAAAAUGAAUGAAUUGCCGAGUUUGGUGGUGCUUAAUCUUCUAACGUGUCUUAUGGGUGGAGCUAUUUGUUUGACAGCCACACCAAAAGGAUAUGUGAAGAUUUUUUCAUGGAUUUAUUCAUUACCAUUACGACCAAAUUAUCGAAAAUCAUUAAAAGAUAAACUUGUAGAAAAUAAAAUGGAGACAAGAGCUUGGGAGCACAAAUUGGAGUCUUUGGAGAGAGAGUUACAUUCCAACAAUAUUGAUUUAAGUUACACGUUUAUGCCGUCAGUGACAUCUUCACUUCCAUUAUCAUCUAAAAAACUAUAUGUAAAUGGAAUCAGACGAAAUAAAAAAACCUCACCAACAGAGUCUCUAUUAAAAAUCCGAGACGAGAUUCAAGCAAAAUUGAAAAAACUCGAACUGGAACGAAAGCAAACACAACUUGAUCUAUCACACUCACCGCUUUAUCGCAAUAUAUCAUUUUUCCUGCUUUUUGUUCUUAGCCAUAUUAUCCUCUUUCUUCUUAUAAGCUACGUCGCCUUUAAUUUUAUGAAGGGAAUCUUGGUAUUUGAUGAAAAAGCCAAUAAUCAGCAACCAAAUCUUCUAUCGGUGUUUGGAAAAAAGACGUCGUCUUUCCUUUCAAUGUUUGGCGCAAUUGGUACACUCACCGAGAUUGCCCUGAUUUUCUAUUUCACAUUUGCCACAAUUAUCGGCGUCUAUUCCAUGCCAUUGUUUGCUCAAAUGAAACCACAAUGGGGACGAAUGACGAUGCAAAAAACUAUUGGGAAUGUUGCAUUGUUAUUGGUAAUCAGCUCUUCGUUACCGGCUAUCGUACGGAUAUUGGGUCUUUUGAGAUUUGAAAGUGCUGGGCCAUACGAAAAUUUUCACUUGCUAAAGAAUGGGAAUUGGGUGAACACGGGUUUUCGUCUCGGAGUUUUGAUUACUUCGGUGUUGGCGUUUUUAGAUUACUAUAUAUUGGGAAGCUUGAGAUCGUUUAGUGGUGGACGUGAUUGGAACUAUUUGAAUAACAAUUAUAAUGGACAUCUAGCUUUUCGUCACUAUCAUAAUUAUCACCAGCAUCCUCAUUAUCAUAUUCAUGACUUAACAACACAUAAUAAUGGAUUCAUGCAGCAGCAAGAUCAAAAUUAUAAUUAUAAUCACAAUAAUGAACUCGAUGAUCGACUAGUUAUAGGUUCUGUUGCUAAUGAUGGCUAUAGAAAUGAGUAUACGAACGGAUAUGAAAAUGAAUAUACAAAUGGUUACACCAAUAAUGUUGAAGACGGAAAUGAAACUAAUGGCAAAAACGGUUACGCGAAUGGGUACGAUCUUAAAAAUUCUCAUCACAAUAAUAUGAAUGGAUAUAUUGACGAUCAUAGACGGUAG
Messenger RNA from Ambispora leptoticha, 3369 nucleotides. NCBI's taxonomy places the organism in Eukaryota, Fungi, Glomeromycota, Glomeromycetes, Archaeosporales, Ambisporaceae. The record is from the annotation of a GenBank genome assembly.